Molecule: messenger RNA, 6456 nt
Organism: Patella vulgata (common limpet)
Lineage: Eukaryota; Metazoa; Mollusca; Gastropoda; Patellidae
Product: rho-related BTB domain-containing protein 1
Exons: 9
Coding region: 168-2306 (712 amino acids)
Biological process (GO): small GTPase-mediated signal transduction
Molecular function (GO): GTPase activity; protein binding; GTP binding
Source: RefSeq, a predicted model, not a curated record
CGCACUGUUUAUGUGCGAUAUGAAUGAUCCAGCCAGGCACAGCAAAGUAGACUGGUCGAAAUUUGACAGAGGGAAGCGGAUUUUCAUUCAUUGAGCCAAGAUUAUCGAUUCGUACAAAUAUAUUUUGUUGGUUUUGAUUGAGAUAAUGUAGUUUGACUCUAAUACUGAUGUCAAAGAUGGUCAAUCCACAAACCACGGGUCAAUAUGAGGUUGUAAAAUGUGUGAUUGUUGGAGAUUCUGGAGUUGGAAAAACAUGUUUGAUACGAGCUCUGGCGUGUAAUGCUAGAUUUAAUUUACAGGAACUUGUUAAAACACAUGUAGCUACAGUCUGGGCGAUUGAUCAUUAUCACAACGAUGAAGAGGUUAUGGAAAGAUCAUGGUGUGAUGUAGAUGGUGUACGAGUAUCAUUACGACUCUGGGAUACAUUUGGUUACCAUGAUAAACAACGAGAAUUUUCUUAUAAAGGAGCUGAUGUGAUAGUAGUUUGCUUUAGUACAGUUCGACCAGCAUCGUUAAAGAAUGUUCGUAGUGUGUGGUAUCCAGAGAUUCGAAGAGUUUGUCCGACGACACCUAUAUUACUGGUCGGAACGAGAACAGAUCUACGUUAUUUAUAUAAUGAUGAAAAAUAUCUUCAGACACAGAAAGGGCUUCUAUACGUACCAAUUGAAGAGAAGGAUAUUAUAACUCCAGAAGUUGGUCGUGAUAUAGCGAAGGAAAUUGGAGCACCUUAUUAUGAAACCAGUGUUUUAUCCCAUCAUGGUAUCGAAGAUGUUUUUAUUAAUGCAGCAAGGGCAGCACUCAUUGAGAGACGUAAACUCAAAUUCUGGAAUGCCCAGUUGAGACAUGUUCAGCGUCCCCUAAUUCAGUCACCAAUGAGAAUCCCUAAACCUUCCGUGCCCAAAGCUGAUGUUCCGUCAUCCACGUUAAAUAAUGAUUUAUCCAGACUUCUGUAUCAGCAAGCAGAAGCCGACGUUUUAUUUUCUGUACAAGGCUCAUGUAUUCAAGCUCAUAAAAUAUGCCUGAUGGUGACUUCCCCUGUUUUCGAGGAGCUUUUUUCAUUGGAUGUUCUGAAGCAGUUGCCAACUGGUCGCAAAAACAGACAUUCUGCCAGAUUAUCUUUCAUUGGAGCCAGUAUGCACACGGAUGAAGAUAAGUUAAUAGAAAGUGACGCAGAGUCUGUGAGUACCGAGGGCGAAUUAUCAACGUCAAGAGUGUCUGGUUUUGAGAACUUUUUGAAUGUUGACGCAGUGAAUGGAAAUUUCCCAGUAAUCAGCGCCUACAACCAGAAAUCUAUCGAAACGGUUGAACUGAAAUAUUGCGAAGAUCCCUUUAAGCCUGGACAAUCUUUCCUACAGACUGUAGUAACUUUAAACCGGGAGAUAACUCCCAGGGCGUUCCAAUAUAUUCUGGAGUAUCUUUACACCGGUGUUGUCAAGGAAACAUACGGAAUGAACGAAGUUAAAAUAGCGGCAGAAAUUUUCGAAAUGACCGAUCUUCUUGUGAUGAUGUCCAAUCUCCAAACGAAUGAGAAUUAUCUCAAUAAAGAAUUAAAACGAAAAUUUCAUGAAGAUAGAUUAUCGAAGAUUCGUGAAUUAGCACUACAUAAGGAACUAAUGACAGAUAUUACGUUUAAAGUGGAUGAUGGAUUAGUUUCCGCACAUAAACCUCUGUUAAUAGCCAGAAGUGAGAUGAUGAGAGCUAUGUUUAGUGGUGAUUUUAGAGAAUCUGUAGCCGAUGUGGUACAGUUUCCUGGAGUUACAAAAGAUACAUUUCGAGCUCUUCAAGAAUUUCUGUAUACGGACGAAGAGCCGUGUAUGGAAGGAACAGAUUGUGUCAAUUUGAUUGGUUUAGCUAAUCAAAUGUGUUUAUUCCGUUUGAUUAGUUUAACGGAGCUUUAUGUGAUAAGGGAACUGUCUCAAUGUGAAAAAGAUGGAGACGAUAUUAUUGAAGAUGUUAUUAAUUUAUUGGAACCGUCUCAGUUAUAUGGAGCAGAUGAACUAGGUAAAUGGUGUUUAUCUUAUCUGGCUUGUCAUUAUAAAGAAAUUCACCAGAAACAUCAUAAAGCAUUUAAAGUUCUGCAGAAAGACAAUCAAGAAUACAUUGAGAAACAUCGCUGGCCUCCUGUAUGGUAUCUGAAAGAAGUGGAACAUUUUGAGAAAGCCUCCCAAGCUUCUUCUGGACAUUUUGAACAAAAACAACGACAAGAUUUCAAUAGAUGGACAAACUGUUCCAGUGGUUGUUUAUGUUUUUGUAGAAGAGGACGUGCUCACUUUGAUCGUGGCGACAGAAUAGAUAUGCCGAUAUGAAGAGUUGACAACUCUAAUACCACCAAAUUAACCGAUUUUAUGCUGGAUUGAAUUUUGAGGGAUUAGUUUUUUUUAAAAUAAGCCCUGUCUUAGUAUUAUAGUCCUGGACUAAUGGACAGUUGUAGUAAUAAAACCAAAACCAAAACAAGUGUGUUUUGAGUUGUGAAGUACAGUAAUAUUUAGACAUACGUAUAAAAUUCAGUCUAGUAUUAGAAAUAGUUAUUCAAUAUUAGGAUUUAUGUAACAAUUCUGCGCUCCGUAAUGCCAUAAGAAAUGGUCUAAAACCGAUAAAUGUGAGAAAUAUGCCGUGGAUAAUUAUAUAUUUAACUUCAUUUCGAAGUUUAUUGUAUUACAACUCAAAUUAUCAUGGUCUUUGUGUUUUUUUAUAGAGCAUGUGGUAAUAUGUGUGAGUAUGAUUUUACUACGACCAAUUCAGCUCUUUAUUUGUCUUUAACCAAGUAAGAAAUUUCUCUAAUAAAAGCUAUUUAAAUAGCCAAAAGGGGAAUAUUUCAUAAAUAAAUAUUAGAAGCCCUACUAUUUCUUACACCAUGCUGACAAAACGGUAUAGACACAUGACACGAUACCCUACCAUAAAUAAAACAACAUGAAAUAAGUUUUUGUGCAUUAUGAAAAACGACCGACUGAAAAGUUUGAAGUUGAAGCCCUGGUAUGAAGACGGGUGGGGAGGGUGGGGAUUUUCAUUUAUGGAGGACACAGAAUGUUUACAGCUAGUAUUGUAACUCGUGAAGUUGUUUGUUGGAUUCAGGAAUUCAAAUCAGAAGUAUUUAUUCAUAUAAGUCCUGUUCUAAACAGAACAAUGUAUUGAUCUAUUGUAAUUUGAAGUAGUAUUAUUUAAGAUAUUUUGACGAUGUUAUAUUAUUGCUAUGACAAUGACUUCUGUGAUGUAGCUGAGGAGGUAGAUUUAUAUCUGUUUAGCUUUGUAUUUCUUUGUAUAUCAGACGAUCAUUGUUGCACUGAAAUAAAACCUAAAUAUAUAUUUUAACCCCUUUUAACAUACAUUAUAUCAAGUCAUAACAUUAGGCUUGUUAUUAUACUGUAUGUCCACUGGUAUUUUAGAUAGUUAGUAGCAUGGAGCCAUAAUAUGCCAGGGGAGGGAUUAGAGAAGGAAAAAAGUUUGGAUAGGUUUUUUUUAGUCAUAAUGUAAUAUUCACACAUAUGCAACCAAUGUUCAUGUAUGGACUGUAUAAAUAGAUCUUCGAUCUUCCCAUUCUUCAAUGCAAUUCUCACUGUCCAGCGUUCAACUCAGCUUUUGGCUUGUGCACUUUAUCUGCCUUGACCUAUGGACUGGGACGCAAAUCAAAUAAUUUUGAAAUACAGCCCUUGAAACUAUAUAUAUGUGGACUAAAGGGCAGACAACUCUGUUAGUGUGUGUAUUAUAUCUCUACAUACUACUGUAGUUGAACUAUUAGAAUGAAUUGAUCAAGAACUAUAUUUGUAGACUGGAAGGGCAGAUAACUCUGCAUGUGUGUAUAUUUUAUCUCUAUAUACUACUGUAGUUGAACUAUUAGAAUGAGUUGAUCAAGUAGAGUGGUAGUAAUAGUAUAUAUAUCCUACAAUAUUAAUAUAAUUGAAAUGAUAUGGUUAUUUAUAUUUCUAUAUUUCCCACCAUAUUAUUGAGAGCACUUUAUACCUUGUCAUAUCCUGUUAAUAACUGCCUUGUUUAUAUCCCACUUAAUAUACCAUACAAUAUGUGCACUUAUUAUUUUAAUGAUAUAUAUAAACACUGUUUUAAUUAGAUAAUAUUGUAGAUAUUAAACUGUAUGUAUUAGCAGAUAUUGUAGGGUGUUAUAUAUAACAAUAUAUGCAUUUACUACAUUAAUAAAUAAACACUGUUUUGAUUAGCACUUAGUGUAGAUAUUAGUGUAUUAGAUACAUUAUCUCCCAUUGUUUUAUUCUAGGCUAUAUAAAGACAGUUAUAAAUAACCCUUCUUAUUCAAAUUUAUCGUUUAAAAAAACCCAAACAAACUUGUAUGUCAUUUGUUUACAAAGGGCAAAAUAAAAGGGGACGGGGUUCAGUUAGCAGAAUGAUUUAACUCCUGCACUUCAGAUCAUAAGGUGUGUCAUUGAGUCAAGUUGUGUGGUUUUCAGUUCGCCUGUCAAACCUUGUGGGUUUUCUUCAGGUCCUACAGAAUGAUUAAAAUAAUGAUAACUAUUUAUCAAUCUGCUGAUAUGUUUUUAUAAUUAAAUAUUCCAGUUACUGUGCAAAUUGUAAAUAGCUUGUUCAGAUUUAUACACUGUAACCUGGUUAUCAUUUAAUCUUGUGUAUCUAGCACUAAUUUCUUUUACAUUCGUUUAAUAUCAAUUCUUUGUUUAAGAAUUCAUAAAAAAACUGUUUAAAAUCACUAAAAAUCAUCCAGUUUAAAGCUGACCAUUCUAUUUUGAUAAUGAGUGUCCAAUUUACAAGUGUUUAAUUUCCCAGUCACUGUUAAAAUAUAAACAACCCAAUUGAUUAUUGAUGUAUAAUGAUUAAUGAUUAAUUUUUUAACAAUGGUCAGAAAAUUAAAUACUUGUAAAUUGGACACUCAUUAUCAAAAUUAAUCAGUCAGCUUUAAACUGAACACAAGUACAAAUUAGAUGAUUUUUUGUUGAUUUUAAACGAUUUUUACAAAUUUUUAAACAAAGAUUUGAUAUUCAACGAAUGUGAAAGAAAUUAGUGCUAGAUACACAAGAUUAAAUGAUAUCCGGGUACACUGAUACAUGUCAUCAUUGUUCCUUCUAGGUUGUACACACGCACAUUUCGUAAUGAAUGCACAAAGACAAUUAAUAUGGGCAUAAAUUUUAGGCCAUAACAUUUUUAUGAGGCACGAGCGAUAUGCUGUGUGAAAAUUAUCUUGAAAUAAUUUUUAAGUUUAAAUUGUUUCAAUGGCAUUUAAUAAUUGAACUGGAAUAUACAGGUGACAAUUCUAUUGAAUACAAUUACUGCUUAUUAAACAUGCAUUAUGCAAGAGCAAAAUCUGCUUAUUACAAGUCUUUCUUUAGGCCUGAAAUGUUAUCUAAAUUAUCAAUUAGACAUUAACUUAUCCAGACCAUAAUAAACUCUCGAUGUCAAGGCUAGCCUUCGAUGUUGGCUGGAUUAGAUUCCUAUAUGCCGCUAACGGCCAAUGAUAAUUAAAUCAGAAAAAGUGGAUAAUCGAGACUUAGCUGUUUAUAUUAAUGAUUUUAGUAAUGAUGACCAAGACUAUGCAAAAAUUUCACCUGCUUCUUUCUCGGCUCAUAGUGGAUCAAUUUGACUGAAAUUUCCAGGAAAUUACAUUUACACUAUCUAGUUUUUAACUAUUAUAGCGAGAACUGUCAUCUCUUUAUCUUAUCUCCCAUAAUGUAUCUUUAAUGAGUGAUGUUUCAAUAAUGACUAGAGAAGCCUAAUCGAAACGUCACUCAGUAAUAAGCAGUAAUUGUAUUCCAUAGAAUUGUGACCUGUAUAAUUUUAUGUUUACAUUUCAACAUGUUCUAUUGUCACAGGAAUAAAAUGUUUGUGCACACUGAUAACCAGAGAUGAAGAGGGAACAUUGCAUGAUAUCUAUUAAUCCUGUAUUUAAUUACUAUAUGUACUAUAACUUAAGCUGGAACUUGCCAUUUCUUCAUAAAUUUGAUUUUAUCUAUAUUUACAGUAAUUAAUGACUGCAUCCUUUUUGACGUACAUCACAUUCAUUUCAACCAUAAUUUAGUAUAAUAUAUGCACAACAAUACUAUUAGCAAAUUUUCAUGUAUCAUAGUACACACCUGCCGAAUUGUAGAUAUCAAUUUAUCGUUUGCAAAUGCAAUAUAUAAUCGCAAUAUCUUAUCACUGCUAGUUUUCUCAGUUUUGUCCGCUUUUGCACUUGAUCUGAAUGUCACAGAUUUUUGGGGUUAGUUUUUCAUUUGAAGAAUGAUAAAGCAUGCAAUGCAGUGUUGGGGAUAAAAGUUCACGAUAGUUUGUGUGACGAAUUUUCAGCUGAUAUAAUUGUCAGGCUUGCUGGGACACGAUUUAGUCUUGUUUUUUUUUGUUAUUAUUAUUUAUAUACAUAUAUACCAGUAUUUAUCAUUAUAUAACAAGUGCUUUCAUGUAUCAUUAUUUUGUGUUUUUCUAUAUUUUUGUGCAAUAUUAUCUGAAUCAUUCUAGUGGCUUCAGUAAUAAAAUCAUUUAUUGAAA